Messenger RNA from Phycomyces blakesleeanus NRRL 1555(-), 798 nucleotides. RefSeq lists its product as hypothetical. The record is from RefSeq and is a predicted model, not a curated record. The coding region runs from base 1 to 798 and encodes 265 amino acids. NCBI's taxonomy places the organism in Eukaryota, Fungi, Mucoromycota, Mucoromycetes, Mucorales, Phycomycetaceae. The transcript has 4 exons.
AUGAGCUCUCAACCUAGUGGAUCAAGCUCAGAAAGAAUCGUUGUGAAUUGGUUGACUGGGCAAGUCAAUUAUGACCAAUGGAAGAGAAAACCUGCUAAUGCUAUUAUCAAGGCAACUCUUUGCUCAGAAAUACAAAGCAUACUCAUAUCAAAUGGUAUCACUCAUGAAUCAAUUCACAAUAUACAAGGACAAAUAGCGCACCUUCACAAAAAUUACAAACAAAGAAAAGGAAGAGCCAUGUUUGUCUACUUUAAUGAACUUGAUCCAUCUUUCUUGAAUGACACAGACGUUGAACAUGUCCUGAAUGUACGCUCUGGUCAUGCAUCCAUGACAGUGCUUAAUUUGAUGCAUCAAGAGCAUGAGAAUGUAGAAGUUGCAGAAGACGAUGAUGAGACUGGUGAAGAAAGCAAAGAUAAAGAUGAUAAGGAGAUCGAAGAAGUAGACAGACAGGUAGUUGCUAGGUAUCUUUCUGCAGCAACUACUGUAGGAAAUAAUUGCCCUUCCAAACGGGCUCAUACAAAUAUUGACAAGAGUCUCUUUGAGUUUAUGAAGAGAUCUAGCGAUCUGGAAAGGAAGAAAAUAGAAAGAGUUGAGAGACAGUUAAAAUUUGAGACCAAAAUUCAAAGCAGGUGGUUAGAGAUUGAAGAAAGACAGAUUGUUGUAAAAGAAAAGAAUGCAGAGAUCUGCAAAAGAAAACUAGACCUUGAUGAAAGGGAGAUUGCCCUGGAACAAGACAAAAUACAAAUUGAUAAAUCCAGGACACAAAUUCAACAUGCCGAAAUGCUCAAAGGCUUAUGA